Closterium sp. Naga37s-1 is the source of this 1698-nucleotide messenger RNA. Lineage: Eukaryota; Viridiplantae; Streptophyta; Zygnematophyceae; Desmidiales; Closteriaceae. The record is from the annotation of a GenBank genome assembly.
AUGGCGGAGCUGCUGGCGUCGCCUGGUCGGCAGCGCGACGGGCAUUUCAGCCUGCGCAGCCGGAUACAGGAGCUGUGGCAGCAGCGGGAGGACGAGGAGGAGAAGAAGCGCCGCGAGAAUGCGGGCGGCGGAGCUAAGGAUGCGGAAGGGAAAGCGGUGGCGGGAGAGAGCGGCGACACGGAGCAGGCGGCGCUGAACUGGGCGUUUGAGAAGCUGCCCGUGUCGCUCUUCCCUCCCGUGGCUUCCGGCCAAGUGAUCGAGGUGGCGUCGGACGCGAGCGUGGCGGACGCGAUUCACCUGCUGUCGCGGCACGGCAUUCUCUCCGCGCCCGUGCGCAACGUGGACGCGCCCGCCGACAGCAGCUGGAUCGACCGCUACUUGGGCCUGCUCGACUUCGCCGGCAUCGUGCUCUGGGUGCUCGGCCGGGCAUCUCAGAUGAAAGCCCGAGCAAGAGCAGAGAAGGGGGAGGGCAGGGGAGACGAGGCAGGCGGGAGCACAGCGGAAGAAACAGAAGGGGGCGGGGGGGGAGGAGCAAGGGGGGCGGCUGUGACGGCGGAAGCUGUGGCGGUGGCGGCAGCAGUGGGCAGCGGCAUUGGAGAGAGGGGCCUUCCCCCUGCUGGCAGCUUGGGCGGAGAUUUCUUCUCUCUGCUGCUCAAAGCAGACGAGUUUCAAAACACCAAGGUAUCGGACGUGGCAGGAUCCUUCCGAUGGGCGCCGUUCCUCCCGGUAACCCCCGACGACUCGCUCCUCACGCUGCUCCUGCUGGUGUCCAAGUACCGCGUGCGAUCCGUGCCCGUGGUGGAGGCGGGCCAGCCGGCCGUGCUGAACCUGGUCACGCAGAGCAGCGUGGUGGAGGUGCUCUCUGACUGCCACGGCCUGCCCUGGUUCGACCGCCUGGCGGACCGGCCUAUUUGCGACCUCGGCCUGCCCACGCUGCCCGGAGAUAAAGUGGUCGUGGUGGAGGACGAUGCGCCGGUGCUGGAGCCGUUUCGGCGCAUGCUGGCGGCGGGGGUGGGGGGGGUGCCGGUGGUGGCCAAGGGCACGCGGCAGGUGGUGGGGAGCAUCAGCGUGCGAGACAUCCAGCUGCUGCUCGUCGCUCCCCAGCUCUUCCACGACUGCAGGUCAUGCUUGCACCUGGGAAUGGGUUGGGGAAAGGGGGAAAGGAAGAAUGGGGCGAGGGGUGGGAAGGGGGGUGGGGACAUCAGCGUGCGCGACAUCCGGUUGCUGCUCGUCGCCCCCCAGCUCUUCCACGACUGCAGGUCAUGCUCACUCGCACACGAGGGGGAUGGUGGGGGGCGGAGGGAGAGGGGAGAGGGAGUGAAGCGAGGGAAAGCACAAGUGGUGGAAGCGUUGGGGUCGCUGACAGUGGCGCAGUUUCUGGAGAUAGCCAAGGGGCGCGGCUCCUCCACCGGGCUCAUCUCCCCAGCAGCCAUCCCCCCGACACGCUGCCGUGCCAACACGCCCCUGCGCCGCGUGAUGCACGCGCUGCAGGCAGCGCGCGUGCACCGCGUGUACGUGACGGACGAGGUGGGCGAGCUGCAGGGCGUGGUGACGCUGAGGGACAUCAUCGGGAAAUUUGUUGUCGAGCCUCCGGACUACUUUGGGGAUUUCUUUGGCGGCGUGGUGCCGGACGUGCAUCCGACUGCCUCCGCGCCCAUGUGGCUGCAUGCGGACUGGGAUAUUGGGGGCGGGUGGUGA